Manduca sexta (tobacco hornworm) is the source of this 1222-nucleotide messenger RNA. RefSeq names its product probable low-specificity L-threonine aldolase 2. The record is from RefSeq and is a predicted model, not a curated record. Gene Ontology annotation, biological process: glycine biosynthetic process; L-threonine catabolic process. Gene Ontology annotation, cellular component: cytosol. NCBI's taxonomy places the organism in Eukaryota, Metazoa, Arthropoda, Insecta, Lepidoptera, Sphingidae. Bases 51 to 1172 code for a protein of 373 amino acids. The transcript is spliced from 7 exons. Gene Ontology annotation, molecular function: L-allo-threonine aldolase activity.
CAAAAUGAAUAAAUAGCCGCCAGUCGCGGUAUAGAGCUCACGGUGAUACAAUGUACGUGGUGGACUUACGAUCGGAUACAGUGACGAAGCCGACGGCGGCGAUGCGUCGGGCCAUGGCGACCGCCUCGCUCGGCGACGACGUGUACCGCGAGGAUCCUACUGUCAACAUCUUGGAGGGGAAGUGCGCCGCACUGCUCGGGAAGGAGGCCGCACUCUUCGUACCUUCGGGGACCAUGUCGAACCUAAUUGCUCUGAUGGUGCACUGCAGUAAGCGUGGCUCAGAAGCAUUCGUUGGAACCCUCUCGCAUAUCUACAAGUAUCAAGUGGGAGGCGCUGCGCACUUGGGCAGUAUCUUGUUAUCUACAAUCGAUAACAAGCCCGAUGGCACGUUCGAUCUCGAAGAACUAGAAAGCCGAAUUCGUGGAGGGAACAAUAACGAACCUAUUUCGACUGUGGUGGCUCUUGAGAACUCUCACAAUGUUUGCGGCGGCAAGGUCCUAUCCUUAAAAUUCAUAAACGAUGUAGCAGCUUUAUGCAAGAAGCACUCCCUCAUCCUCCACAUGGACGGCGCUCGUCUGUUCAACGCGAGCGAGUACCUGCAGGUGCUCGCGAGCCGCGUGGUGCGCGACUGCGACAGCGUCUCCGUCUGCUUCAGCAAGGGACUGUCGGCCCCAGUGGGGUCGGUGCUCGUGGGGACCAGAGACUUCAUUGAACAGGCGCGACGUAUCCGCAAGAUGCUGGGUGGCGGCAUGCGGCAGGCAGGAGUGCUUGCAGCUGCCGUACUUGUAGGACUAGACGAGAUGAUGCCGCAGCUCUACCUGGAUCAUCAGCGAGCGCGCCGGCUAGCAUGUGCUAUCCGCAACCUCGGGGUAGACACGUUCUCAGUUGACGACGACGUUCACACUAACAUAGUGUUGGUGUACAUAUCUCCUGCGAGUCGGCUCGUUUCCAAAGACGUGGUGAAGAAUUUGGCGCAGAGUGAUGAAGAUAACCAGGACUGCAGAACUGCGAACAACGAAGACAUUGUAGUAAAGGCAAGUUCCUUCGGCCCAAAGAUCGUAAGACUGACGCUACAUAAAGACAUCUCUGAUCAGGACCUAUCGCUUGCAAUCAACAAGAUAUCCUACGUGUUCAGACAACUGGAUAGGCAUAGAGUUACAUCUAAGUUAUAGACUUGAGUGUCCUAGACUAUAGUACUUAUCAAUAAAUGUUAUAAGCAGUA